Protopterus annectens (West African lungfish) is the source of this 3294-nucleotide messenger RNA. RefSeq names its product delta-like protein C. Gene Ontology annotation, cellular component: protein-containing complex; plasma membrane. Gene Ontology annotation, molecular function: calcium ion binding. Lineage: Eukaryota; Metazoa; Chordata; Ceratodontiformes; Protopteridae. The transcript is spliced from 9 exons. The record is from RefSeq and is a predicted model, not a curated record. The coding region runs from base 301 to 2277 and encodes 658 amino acids. Gene Ontology annotation, biological process: multicellular organism development; establishment or maintenance of epithelial cell apical/basal polarity; Notch signaling pathway.
CUUCAUUUGUAAGCUUGCCGUCGUAAUUGCUACAGAAGCAAGAGGUGCCAGGAGCAGUAGCAACUUAGCAGAAAUAGCUCUUCCUCUCCUGACCACAAUCAAGCAGCUGUAAACUCAACUGGGGGUCUAGACUCAGUCUUCCAAAGCAGUACCGGUUUCUUAGAGCGCAUUCUUUAGAGAAAAUCUUUUAGGCGCAUCGUUUGGAAUUGGCUGACAUUGCAUGUGAGCUGGAGAUUUUACUGAACGACACUGGAUUUACCCAUUACUCUAUCAAGUGUUGAGCGGACUUGAGCAUCCAAAAUGUCAUCAUCUUUGGUUCUGUACUUUCUUCCCUUGCUGUUUGCACACCGGGUGCAGUCAGCCGGCAAGUUCGAGCUCAAGGUACACUCGUUUGUCAGCUCGCGCAGCCUGUGCUCACUGCUGCCUGCCCAGCGGGAGUGCCGCCUCUUUUUCCGGGUGUGUCUAAAGCAUGCCGAGCCUGUCAUCUCACACGAUCCACCCUGCACCUACGGCACUGGUGGCACCGAGGCAAUCGCGCCAGACAAGGACGCCAUCAAAACAAGCGCUCCCAUCCGCGUGCCUUUCAACUUUAAAUGGCCGGGGACUUUUUCUUUGAUCAUUGAAGCCUGGAACACGGUCUCUGCAGACCCAGCAAUAGAAAACUCUAAGAAUCUAGUCAGUCGUAUUGCUACCCGCCGCAGAUUGGCAGUGGGUGAAGACUGGUCCCAAGAUGUCCAUCUUGGGGAGCAGAGUGAACUGCGCUACUCUUAUCAUGUUGUGUGUGAUGAGCAUUAUUAUGGUGAUAGCUGUUCUGACUACUGUCGUCCUCGUGAUGACACUUUUGGCCAUUUUACCUGUGAUGCUGGCAACCGAAUCUGCCUUCCUGGUUGGAAAGGAGAAUACUGCACAGAGUCCAUCUGCCUGCCUGGGUGCAACGAAAGCCGGGGAUAUUGUGAGAAGCCAGGGGAAUGCAAGUGCCGUGUUGGAUGGCAAGGACGCUUUUGCGAUGAGUGUGUUCGCUACCCAGGCUGCUUGCAUGGAACUUGUAGCCAGCCAUGGCAGUGUGAAUGCCAGGAAGGAUGGGGUGGGCUGUUCUGUAACCAGGACCUCAACUACUGCACCAACCACAAACCUUGCAUGAAUGAAGCGGCCUGUACCAACACUGGUCAGGGUAGUUACACCUGCACCUGCAGACCAGGCUUCUCUGGAACCAAAUGUGAGAUUGAGAUCAACGAAUGUGACAGCAACCCAUGCAGAAAUGGAGGAAGCUGCAAUGAUCAGGAGAAUGAUUACAGCUGCACAUGCCCUCAGGGAUUCUAUGGUAAGAACUGUGAGAUAAGUGCCAUGACUUGCGCUGAUGGCCCCUGCUUUAACAGUGGUACCUGUGUGGAGAAGAGCACUGGAGGCUACAGUUGCCUUUGCCCAGCCAACUACCAUGGAUCAAACUGUGAGAAGAAGAUUGACAGGUGCACCAACGGCCCUUGCCUUAAUGGUGGAUUUUGCCUGGACAUGGGCCGUGGAGUAAUUUGCCGUUGCCGUCCUGGAUUUACUGGACCCCGCUGUGAGAUAAACAUUGAUGAUUGUGCAGUAAAUCCCUGUGCCAAUGGUGGUACCUGUAUUGAUGGAGUUAACAGCUACACCUGUUCCUGUACCCUUGGUUAUGGUGGGAAGGACUGUAGAAUCCGCAUGGAUGCAUGCAGUUCAAAUCCCUGCCAGAAUGGCGGCAUAUGUUAUACACACUUCACUGGACAUGUCUGCCAAUGCCCUGCAGGUUACAUGGGGUCAGUUUGUGAGUUUCUGGAUAAGCCCACGGCUCGUGAAGAUGUGCAAGAGAAUCAAUUUUCUGUUGCCCUGGCUAUCUCAUUUGCUCUUGGGCUAGUUACUUUGGCUCUGGUUGUUUGUGCCGCUGCUGUUCUAUUGAAACAGAUGAGGCAGAAUCGGAGAGGUAAAGAAGACAGUGUCAAGAAUGACCUAGAGACGAUAAAUAACCUAAAAGAGAAGGAGGCCUUUGUUAUCUCCACAGGGCACUUCAAAGUCUCAAAUAAAGAUGCAGAGUUGAGCAGUGACUGCCUUACAGAAAAGUUCAAUUAUAAGCAAAAACUUUUGGAUUAUAACCUAUCAGAAGAAGAUUGUAUCCUUAAACAGAAACGAGAGAACAAAAGAUCAGAGAAGUCCUUGUCAAAUCCAACCAUUGGAUAUCCAAAAGAAGGAUUAUAUCGUCCUAUUUACGUCAUCCCUGAACAGAUAGAGCAGUGCAUUUUUGCAACAGAGGUUUGAAAAUAAAUCAUAAAAUUCUUCCCCUUCAUGCGACUGCUAAGAAAUGUUUACAGUCAUUUGGACUAUUAAGACUUGAUGUAUUUCUUUAUAUUUAAUAUUUAUUCAUGCUGCUACUUCAUGGAACGGACUACUGUCAAAUAUCAAAAAGGAUGUUUUAAACCUGGCUUUGAAGAGAAAGAAAGAAGGAUGGCGGAGGCAACCUUUGAAAUGGAGGCGUUUGAAAUGAAAGCUGGGGAUAUUUGCACUACUUUUUGAGGAUAUAAUUUCAUAUCUUUAGAACCAAGGAUUAAAGAAAAAAAGGCUGGUCCUUUUUUGGUGGAAGUGCCAUGAAAUUGUGACUUUAGAGAUAAGACAGACUAAUACUAUUUUUACCUGCGAUACUGGAAUCUCGGCCUAAAAGUGGUUGAAACAUUUUCUUGUCCCCUUCCGUUGAGCCAAACCAGCCAAAAAUGUACCUAACAUAAUAAAUAAAAAUUCUCAGGGGAAUUUUUAGAGUUACUUGUAACAAAAAGUGCCUGAUAAAAUUAAAAGGGAUGAAGACUUUGGUACUUUGUUAGAGCUUGAAAAGCAAUUUUUUUUAUUUGUGUAUAGGAACCAAUUCAAAAUGAAACAUCAACAGUUUAGGAAUUAGUAGUAAAGCUGCAAGAUGUGUUUCUGAUCUUUCCAUUCAACAGCAAGAUGCCAUAAAAUUUGCAACUGGAUUUGUGUUAUCUCAUAUAGGUUUGUCACUUUCAGGAGUAAGUUUUGAAAAUGUGUCUAUAUGAAGGUCUUGAUUUAUCAUUGGAAGCAGUUUAUCAUAAUGUUUUAUUUUAUUUUUUUUAUUUUAUGUCAUAAUUUAAAACAUGCUACCUGUACAAAGCUUUGAAAUACUUUUUUUUAUAUAUUUAAGUUGUAUAUAUGUAUAUUUAUGAGAAGACUGUAUAUAUGUCAGUGUUGUGUUUUAUGUCUUUUCAGUCAGAGAAAGAGUUCAGAAUUAUAUAUUUUUUGCCAAAUAAAUCUGAAACCAUUCUAGGCCGG